Messenger RNA from Dermatophagoides farinae (American house dust mite), 438 nucleotides. RefSeq names its product mitochondrial ribosomal protein S17 (gene mRpS17). Gene Ontology annotation, biological process: mitochondrial translation. The record is from RefSeq and is a predicted model, not a curated record. Gene Ontology annotation, molecular function: structural constituent of ribosome. Lineage: Eukaryota; Metazoa; Arthropoda; Arachnida; Sarcoptiformes; Pyroglyphidae. Gene Ontology annotation, cellular component: ribosome; mitochondrial small ribosomal subunit.
CCAUGCUGAUCAUAUAUCAACAAAUUCUUCUUGCAUACAAAUUUCUAAUUUUGAUCGAUUUUUAUUAAAAGACAACAAAAAUCUUCCAAAAAUGUCAUCAUCAUUAAUAAUUGGAAAAUGUAUUUCAACAGCCAAAAAAAAUACGAUACGAUUAUUGAUACCACAAUUGAAAUUUGAUUCAUUUCUAAAUAAACAUUUUCGUGAAAAUGAAACCAUUCUAGCACAUGAUCAAGAUAAUGUCUGUAAUCCAGGUGAUUGGGUAUUGUUGCGUAAAUUUGAUGAACGAUUCCGUUUGGAUAUUGAUUAUCGUGUGGAAAAAAUUGUCUAUGAAUCUGGUAAUAUAAUCGAUCCAUUAACGGGUAAAAAAACAUUGGAUUAUGAAAAUGUUGAUGAUUAUCAACGAUUAUCGAAAAUGUUUAAUAAAUAAUCAAUAAAUAU